Messenger RNA from Miniopterus natalensis, 939 nucleotides. RefSeq names its product olfactory receptor 5J3-like. The record is from RefSeq and is a predicted model, not a curated record. Gene Ontology annotation, biological process: G protein-coupled receptor signaling pathway. Gene Ontology annotation, cellular component: membrane. NCBI's taxonomy places the organism in Eukaryota, Metazoa, Chordata, Mammalia, Chiroptera, Miniopteridae. Gene Ontology annotation, molecular function: olfactory receptor activity; G protein-coupled receptor activity.
AUGGCCCUUGUCAAUGUUACGCUGGUUACCGAGUUCAUCCUGCUGGGGCUGACGGAUCGUGCCGAGCUGAAGGCGGCCCUCUUCCUGCUGUUCCUGCUCGUCUACGCCGUUUCUUUGGUGGGGAACCUGGGGAUGGUCCUCCUAAUCCGCAUCAGUCCCCAGCUGCAGACGCCCAUGUACCAUCUCCUCAGCUCCCUGUCCCUGGUUGACGCCUGCUACUCCUCCGUCUUUGCCCCCAAAAUGCUGCUCAACUUCUUUGUCGAACGAGACAGGAUCUCAUUUUGGGCGUGCAUUGUGCAGUACUUUUUAUUCGUGUCACUCCUUACCACCGAGGGCUUCUUGCUGGCAGCCAUGGCGUAUGACCGCUACGUGGCCAUCGCGAGCCCUUUACUUUAUACAGUGGCGAUGACCAGAACGGUUUGCGUUGCCCUGGUCGUCGCGUCAUGCGCGGGAGGUUUGAUCAACUCGCUGACACACACAAUGGGCUUGAUGAAACUGUCUUUCUGUGGCCCCAAUGUCAUCAGCCACUUCUUCUGCGACCUUCCGCCACUGUUGAAGCUGUCCUGCUCCGACACGUCCAUGAACGAGCUGUUGCUUUUGAUCUUCUCUGGCGUUAUUGCCAUGAUCACCUUCUUGACGGUGAUGACCUCCUACUCCUUCAUUGUCGCCGCCAUCCUGAGGAUCCGCUCGGCCGCGGGUAGACGCAAGGCCUUCUCCACAUGCGCGUCCCACCUCACAGCGGUGACUUUAUUCUACGGCUCCAUAAGCUUUAGUUACAUUCAACCAAGCUCCCAAUAUUCCUUAGAACAAGAAAAGGUGGUGUCUGUGCUUUAUACCCUCGUGAUUCCUAUGUUAAACCCACUGAUUUAUAGCCUGAGAAACAAGGAGGUGAAGGGUGCUGUGAAAAGGGCUAUACAAAUGAAAUAUUUUCCUUGUUAA